This is a messenger RNA of Lactuca sativa (garden lettuce), 543 nucleotides long. The record is from RefSeq and is a predicted model, not a curated record. NCBI's taxonomy places the organism in Eukaryota, Viridiplantae, Streptophyta, Magnoliopsida, Asterales, Asteraceae.
AUGCAAGUUCCACACAGGCUAAAACAUGAUAGAGCUGGAGAACCAGUUUCUUACAUUAAAAAAAGCAACAUGUCCAUUGACGAGUAUACCAAUGCCAUCACGGAAAAGAUGGAGUUUGCUUUGCGCAUCGUCCCUGAAAAGCUAAAAAAAAUCGAUAAAACCACCAAUAAGGUUGAAGUUGGCGAGAAGAGGAAGUUUGAGGGGUCUUCAAGAUCCGAAAAGAAAAAUAUGUUCCCGAAGUUUGACCCCAACAACAAGAGGUAUGGGGAUAGCAAUGAACAAAAGUGGUGUGACAAGUGUAGAAGGAAGCACAUUAGGAGAUGCUCUAAAGAGGUGACCUACUUCAAAUUCGGGAAGACUGGUCAUUAUGCCAAGGAAUGCACAACGAAGAGGGAAUUUUGCUUUCAGUGUAGUGAAGAAGGACACUUCAAGCAAGACUGCCCAAAGAGGGAAGGAGCUACAAAUCCAAAUGCACUGCGAAAGCCAAAGGCAAGAGCAUCCCAAAUGAUCCUUAAUGAAGCAGGCGAUUAUGUAAAGGAUUAG